Messenger RNA from Strongyloides ratti, 879 nucleotides. Its product is annotated as Protein rogdi homolog. The coding region runs from base 1 to 879 and encodes 292 amino acids. Lineage: Eukaryota; Metazoa; Nematoda; Chromadorea; Rhabditida; Strongyloididae. The transcript has 3 exons. Gene Ontology annotation, cellular component: RAVE complex. The record is from RefSeq and is a predicted model, not a curated record.
AUGAACGAAAAGAGUAGUAUUAUAAAGCCACAUAUAACACCAGUUCCUUUAUAUGUGGAGCCUGAUCAUACUAAGAUAGAGAAAGAAUGUGCUUGGUUACAAGAAUGUAAAGUUGAAGAAGUAUUUCGAGAGUUGGAAAUGAUUGUUCGAGAGAUAUGUAAAAAAUUAAACAUAUCAAAUAAAUUAGGAAAUAAAAUAUUUAAAAGUGGUUCAGAAGAUACUUCAUCAACAUCAAAUUUUGCUUGUAAUCAAAGUGAAAAACAUUUAUUGUUACCAGUACAUGGUCCAGAUCAAUUAAGAUCAACAAUAUUUUUGAUAGGAGAAAAUGUUUGUCAAGUUGAAGUAUCAUUUAAACAUAAUAAAAGUCCUGGAGGAGUAUUUAGAUCUAAUGCUAUAUCAAAUAUACAAUGGAAAUUGCAACAAUUACAAGAUACAGGAAAUUAUUGCGUCAAAGCACAUCAUUUAAUUAUCAAAUUAUUGGAAAGAGUUACUGAAAUAAAACUUAACAAACAAUUUGGUGUUGAAUCAGGAAAAUUGAUAAAUAAAACAAUUGAAGAUGUAUCAAAUUAUUUAACACUAGCAAGAAAUUCUUUAACAAUGCCAAGAAAGAAAAGUCUUAUGGAAUUAGAUAAUUUUCAGCCAACAAAAUGUUUUCAUCCACCAUUACCUCAAGAUUAUUUAUUAUCUGUAUACAUAUCAUCAAAUAAAUUAAUAUGUGCUUCAUAUCAAGUAAUUUCUAAACCUAAUGGUGGUCAACAACUUUUAGUAAGUCAAGCAGAAUGUGUUGUACCACAAUUUACUGAUAUUCUUUAUGUUCUUUCUGUAGCAUACAAUCAAUUAACGCAUUUAAGAAAUUUAAUGAGAGUAUCUUUAUUAUAA